This is a messenger RNA of Prorocentrum cordatum, 3183 nucleotides long. NCBI's taxonomy places the organism in Eukaryota, Dinophyceae, Prorocentrales, Prorocentraceae. The record is from the annotation of a GenBank genome assembly.
AUGGUCGUGAACGAUGAGGACAUCCUGCGGCUAGCGAAGCCCCCGAGCGUCUCAGGCAGGGGGCACUGGGCGGAAUGGUCGUUCGUGCUGCGCUCGUGCAUGAUGGUCCAGGCAGAUGACGUGGCGACCUUGAUAGAGGCGGCGGAGGCAACGGCGGAGCCCGACCUAUCGAUGACGACGAUCGAACGCGCCCUCGGAGCACGAGGGAACCUGACGGCCAAGAAGAUAUUCCACAUGCUGGUCAUGACGGUGAAGGGACCAGGGCUGGGAAUACUGAGGGGGAACUCGCAGCAGGACGGUCAUCUCAGGGGAAACACCUUCAACGAAUACAUGAAGAAAGCACUGCACGUGGACAAGGCACCAGCGACGGUGAAGAUGUCCUUGCUGGUCCAGAACCUCGAUGACUUUGCCACGGUGAAGAGCGCCACGCUACAAUUCCUUCAGAGCACUCAUAACGCGGCUGGAGCACCGAUCCCACAGAAUCGGAGACGGACAAGCGGAGGCCAGCAGCGAGACCCGAGCGCGAUGGAGGUGGACGCCGUGACCCGCAAAGGCAAGGACAGGAAGGGCAAGGACACGGGUCUCAAGGGCGGCCAAGGCAAGGCCAAGGGCAAGGCAGACGACACCAUCAACUUGCGCGCGGCCUGGAUUCGGGACGCGGAGUGCUGGAUAUGCAGUAAGAAGGGCAACCUGCAGGAGCUCACCUACGCGAUUUACGAGGAGUACGAGGCCAGCUACAUCUUCGCGGUGACGGAGUGGGCUGGCACGACCAACUACGUGGCGAAGAUCACGGAGCAGGACCCCAACCUCGAGGCGGCGAAUGGACAUCACAUCAAGCACUACGGUGACAGAACGGUCAAGAUGAAGCUGAAGGACGGCCGCAGCGUCGUGAUAACAGUCCAGGUGUGCGAUGUGAAGGGCCCGAUCCUCUCCGCUGGCAAGUUCUGCGCGACGAACGUAGCCAGAGGAGCCCACUUCGACCUGUACGGCGGGGUGCUAACGCACGAGCUGGCGGGCGAGGUGAAGGUGGACCGCGUCAAGAACCACUACUCGCUGAAGUGCUGGGUGGAGGCACCAGAGGCCGGGGUGCAGCGCGUCGAGGCGGAGGUCGUACCAGUUAGGACCCUGGCUGGCCCCAAGCUGCCGAGUAAGGAGGAGAUCGAGAUGCACAACUUGCUGCACGACCCCCCGAUGCCGUGGUGUGACAUCUGCGUGCAGGCCAAGGGUAUCGACGCCUGCCACCCAGAGCGGCACCAAGCAGCCAAUGCUAGUCAUCCAGUUCGACUACGCGUAGCGGCGACAGCCUUCAUCAACCAGGUGAAGACCAGGAUCGCUGGGAUGGAGACGCCGCCAUGCGAGGUCAUCGUGCAGACCUCGAAGCGCAACAGCCACCACAGCAACGGAGGUGCUGAGAGCAUGGUGGCCACGAUCCGCAACCAGGUGAAGGCCUACAAGAUUCAGAUCGAGAAGCUCUCAAGCCUCAGGAUCAGACCAAAUUCGAAGCUGCUUGCGUGGUUGCCGGCUCGGCAGUACGCGCGCUUCCACAAGAGUGCGAACUCGGGCAUGGCGCCCUGCGAGGAAAUCAGGAUGGUGCCCUAUAUCAACACGGUCCUGAUGCCAGACGAGCACCUGAUCGGCACGCCGAACGGUUUGGUGCGCAGCCGAGCGCUGAAGCGCCGAGUGGAGGACAAGCGCUGGGAUACUGCGCUGCUGGAGCCCAUGAAGUGGGAUCCCUGGUUCGCGACAUCGACGAUAAGGGGCAGGGGGUGGCGGCGGCAGAGCCUGCACCAGGGGCUGCAGCAGGCGCAGCGGCCCCGCGACACCCGCAGCAGGCACGCGACCACGAGGGGUUUCGAUCAGACCCUGCAGGGCAACGAGGUCUCUUACUCGGCGACGACCGCCAAUUCGCACUUAAAGAUGAUGUUUGUGGACGCGGCGAGGAAGGGGCACGUGGCCGCGAUCGGUGAGUGCAGCGGGGCCUUCUACCAAGCGCCUUUGGACGCCGAGGGCACAGGCGAGAAGGUCUACAUCGAGCCUCCGCCGGAGGCGGGGCUACCACCUGAUAUGGUGUGGGAGGCGGUCUCGGUCUUCCCAGGGCUGAAAGGCAGUCCCAAGGCGUGGGACGCCCACUCCAGCAAGUUGCGGACCGAGGACAUGCAGAUGAAGCAGUCUCACUACGACGGCUGCAUCUUCUUCAAGAUCGAGGGCGACUUCGACCAGAAGGCGGGGAGGCACAUCGACGACUUCCUCAUCACGGGGCCCAUGGAGCAGGUGAAUUCGUUCCUCGAGGAGGCGAAGGCGAAGCUGAACAUGCAGGACGCGGUGGAGCUCGUGGAGGAUGGCGACGAAGGCCGCCUGUUGGCUCUCAACAUCAGGAAGGUGACCGACGGGUUCACGCUGCAAGGCAACCCGCUCCUGAUCACCGACAUGGCCAAGCUGUCGGGCAUGGAGAACGAAAAGACCUCGGAGGUGCCAGAGACCAGCAACGCCAAGAAGCAGCAAGACGACGAGGAGGAGCUCAGCGCCCACGACGCCGUGCUCUACAGGUCGUGCGUGGGCAAGGCGAUGUACCCCAGCCACCAGAGGCCUGACAUCCAGCACGUGGUCAACAAGCUGAGCACGCAGAUGAAGACGCCCCCGAUGAAGGGCUGGCGGAUGCUCAAGAAGCUGGUCCGCUACCUCCUGGGCAUACGCGAGGUCCACCAGCUACUGGUGCCACGCGGUGGUGCUGACUCCCUGAAGGCGUACACGGACAGCGACUGGGCUGACGACCCGUACACGAGGGCCCAGAAGACACCCGCGUUGUCGAGCGCGGAGGCCGAGCUCUACGCCAUCGGCUCGGGUGCGAUCGAGACGCUGGGCGCCGAGACCCUGAUGAGGGAGUGGGGCUACGGAGACGGAGUGCUCGCGCUCAUGACGGAUUCGUCCUUUGCGCUGGCGGUGGCCAAGAAGCGCGGGCCAGGGAGGAUGAAGCACGUGGAACUGAAGAUGCUGGCGGUCCAGGACUGGAUCAAGCAAAAGAGGCUUCGCAUCGCCAAUGUGGCGAUCGAUGCCACUCCGGCCGAUCUCCUCACCGAGGCACUGGCGAAGCAGAACCUGCUGAAGCACGGCUGGGAGCUGGGCCUGCGAGGUGGACCGUUCGGCACGCUCUCCUGGAGGGAGGCAGCGACGGGCAGGCCGUGA